AUGGGGACGCAAGUCGCCGCCAUGUGUGGCCUCGUCCUCGUGGCGUUGCUCCGGCUGACACCCGACGUCGCGCACGCACAGACGCAGAUCCUCUUCCAGGGGUUUAACUGGGACUCGUGGAAGAAGCAGGGCGGGUGGUACAACAUGCUCCAGGGCCAGGUGAACGACAUCGCCAGCGCCGGCGUCACGCACGUCUGGCUCCCCCCUCCAACCCACUCCGUCUCACCUCAAGGCUACAUGCCGGGGCGGCUCUACGACCUGGACGCGUCCAAGUACGGCACCAAGGCGGAGCUCAAGUCGCUCAUCGCCGCCUUCCACGGCAAGGGCAUCAAGUGCGUCGCCGACAUCGUCAUCAACCACCGCUGCGCCGACGACAAGGACAGCCGCGGCGUCUACUGCAUCUUCAAGGGCGGCGGCCCGCAAGGCUGCCUGGACUGGGGCCCCUCCAUGAUCUGCAGCGACGACACGCAGUACUCCGACGGCACGGGCCACCGCGACACCGGCGCCGACUUCGCCGCCGCGCCCGACAUCGACCACCUCAACCCGCUCGUCCAGCGGGAGCUCUCCGACUGGCUCAGAUGGCUCAGGAGGGACGUCGGCUUCGACGGCUGGCGCCUCGACUUCGCCAAGGGCUACUCGGCAGCCGUGGCCAAGGCGUACGUCCAGAACGCCAGGCCGGGCUUCCUCGUCGCGGAGAUAUGGAGCUCCCUCAGCUACGACGGCGACGGGAAGCCGGCGGCCAACCAGGACGGCGAGCGGCAGGAGCUCGUGAACUGGGUGAAGCAGGUGGGCGGCCCAGCCACGGCGUUCGACUUCACGACCAAGGGCAUCCUGCAGUCGGCGGUGCAGGGCGAGCUGUGGCGGAUGCGGGACAAGGACGGCAAGGCGCCGGGCAUGAUCGGCUGGCUUCCCGAGAAGACCGUCACCUUCGUCGACAACCACGACACCGGCUCGACGCAGCGGAUGUGGCCAUUCCCGUCUGACAAGGUCAUGCUGGGCUACGCCUACAUCCUCACCCACCCAGGAGUCCCAUGCAUCUUCUACGACCACGUGUUCGACUGGAACCUGAAGCAGGAGAUCAACGCGCUGGCGGCGGCGAGGAGGCGCAACGGGAUAAACGCCGGGAGCAAGCUGCGCAUCCUGGCGGCGGACGCCGACAUGUACGUCGCGAUGGUCGACGAGAGGGUCAUCACCAAGAUCGGACCGAAAACGGACGUGGGCAGCAUGAUCCCGUCGGAUUUCCACGUCGUGGCUCACGGCAAUGACUACUGCGUGUGGGAGAAGAGCGGUCUCAGAGUCCCAGCAGGGCGCCGCUAGAGAACUGCUUGCUAGUCGCUAGCUAGCUGCACUGUUCUUCUUAAAUUGUACUCCGACAAAUGCUUCGUUUCUGUUUGCAGAUACAGCUCGUAAUAAGAUCUU
This is a messenger RNA of Oryza brachyantha (malo sina), 1419 nucleotides long. Its product is annotated as alpha-amylase isozyme 3A. The record is from RefSeq and is a predicted model, not a curated record. The coding region runs from base 1 to 1317 and encodes 438 amino acids. Gene Ontology annotation, biological process: carbohydrate metabolic process. The transcript is spliced from 4 exons. Lineage: Eukaryota; Viridiplantae; Streptophyta; Magnoliopsida; Poales; Poaceae. Gene Ontology annotation, molecular function: alpha-amylase activity; calcium ion binding.